AUGAAAGACGACAGCAACAUCCUUCAGCCAGACGUGGAAGCUGGAAUAGCCUACUGGGCCAGUCAACCGCCCAGCUACGAUGGCGUACUCGGCGGCUUUGGCAACGGCUCACUGCCUAGAAUUGACGCUCUAGGAUCGCGACAAUUCCUACUCUAUCUAAUGCCCGAACUCAGCACUGUCUCAUCUCCCAUUCGUCCUCUGGCGUCACCUCACAGCAUUCAUGGGUAUAGAACUAGGGCCUUAGAUGUUGGUGCUGGUGUCGGGCGGGUUACAGCAGACGUUCUCUUGCACCUCGUUUCUGAUGUGGUCCUUGUGGAACCGGUCGAUAGCCUCGUCAAUGAGGCAUGGGCGCGCGGCAAAGCCAGUGAGACAGGAAUUUUGGAUGUCGAUGCGCAAGCACGGUGGAAAGGCAUUUUGGAGGAGAAUAAGAGCGUCACUUUUGUCAAGGAUACGCUUCAAGACGUCAACCCGUCUCGUCCUGUAAAUCCCGCCAAAUUGCUUGGUCGUGUAGGAUAUGUUCCUCCUACGGAUGCCAUGGAGUCUCUCUUCGACAUCAUAUGGUGCCAGUGGUGCCUAGGGUCGCUAAGUGACUCCGACCUUAUUGAAUUUUUACGGCGCAGUCACUAUGCCUUACGGAAUCCCCAGAAGAGUCUGAUAGUAGUGAAAGAAAAUUGUUGUCCUGAUACGGAAGACGGUCGUCCGAGUACGACAUUCGACGAGACCGAUUCAAGCUUGACAAGGUGGAUAUUUCUAUUUGUCUUCCGAUUGUUGUGCUUCAACUAUUCAUAA
Molecule: messenger RNA, 789 nt
Organism: Fibroporia radiculosa
Lineage: Eukaryota; Fungi; Basidiomycota; Agaricomycetes; Polyporales; Fibroporiaceae
Exons: 3
Coding region: 1-789 (262 amino acids)
Biological process (GO): N-terminal protein amino acid methylation
Cellular component (GO): cytoplasm
Molecular function (GO): N-terminal protein N-methyltransferase activity
Source: RefSeq, a predicted model, not a curated record